Molecule: messenger RNA, 4955 nt
Organism: Cherax quadricarinatus
Lineage: Eukaryota; Metazoa; Arthropoda; Malacostraca; Decapoda; Parastacidae
Source: RefSeq, a predicted model, not a curated record
AUGGGCUCGACUCGUUUGAAGCCAUACCACAAGCAACUGAAUAUCAAACAACAGCAGAUGUUCAAGGUGUUGCACACCCUAGGGAAGCGACUUGCUCAAGUUCAAGCACCAAUUGAAAGGACCACGAAGGGUCUUCCCUGUCCUCUAGAGUCACCCAGACCAUCACCUGACGUGAUAUCCUAUCGUAACAAAGAUGAACUUGGGAUUCGAUCAGGUGUAGAUGGCAACCCCAAGACUGUCGGAUUUUUCAUCGGACGACCAACGGAUCCCCUAAUGGUGUCUGUCCCUCCUACCUACCUCAUUAAUAUGAGAGACAGUCAUAAGCAUAUUGUCAAGAGCUUCCAAAAUUUUAUUCGAGAAUCUGACCAUAGAGCAUGUCAUCACUUUGAUGAUGGCGGGAUUUGGCGAAAUUUGGUGGUUCGGUCAACUCAGUCUGGAGAAAAAAUGGCCAUCGUCUUGAUCCAUCCCCAGCAAUUACCAGAGGAUGGAAUACAUGAAAUUAUGGAUGAAUUGAAGCGAUUCUUUACCGAAGGUGAAGGGUCAUCCUGUCAGCUUGACUCUCUGUACCUCCAAGCAUGUAAGCAGACAAAGUGUACCAGAGAGCAGGCACCGUACAGGUUAAUAGCGGGAAAGAAGCAUAUUACUGAAACCUGUUGCGGCUUGGAUUUUCGAAUAUCACCAGAUUCGUUUUUUCAGAUUAACACUGGAGGAGCUGAGGUGUUGUAUAGAACUGUACAAGAGAUAGCGGAGGUGUCACCAAUCACUACACUCCUUGACAUUUGUUGUGGAACAGGUGCUGAUGUUGACAUAUUUAUGCAUUUUACUCUCAUAUUUAUGGUAGUUGCCAGGAACAAGGGGGUGUUAUUAAUGUAUUCUUUAUUACAGGUGCUGCCGCAGUUAAGUCGAUUGCUGAGAGAAUGUUCAGAUGUUGUUGCCGUCGUCAAUCCUGCGCGGUCAGGCCUUCACCCGGAUGUUAUCCAUACCAUUCGUCAGAGCACAGCCAUUAGCAAGUUGAUCUACAUAAGUUGCAAGCCAGAAGGAUAUGCCAUGGAAAACUUUGUAAAGCUUGGGUCGACUUUGGGUCCGAAGAAUAUGAAAGACAAGUCUGCUCCGUUUGUUCCAAGAUAUGCCAUACCUGUGGAUCUGUUCCCGCACACCAAUCACAUGGAGCUGGUCAUUUUAUUUGACAGAGUCACCAACUGAGCAGUUUCUAGGUAGAAUAUGCAGUAUUAAAAAUUUAAGAGACAUUUUCGUUUUAAAAAUAUUUGAAAUAUGUAACGUAAAAUUAUCAGCUCCAUUGUUCUUACAAAAGCAUUGUGUAUUUACGCAAUAUUUCUGUUUAUACAGUUGGACCCUGUAAGUUACAGUUAUUGUAGUUUUGGUCAAGACUCACCUAUGAGUGCUCCUCACAGGGGUGCCUUGAUGCUAGCAAAGGGCUCUUGAUCCAGGGUAUUAGACCUGUUCUCUCCUUCAUUGGAUUGAACCUAAUUGCCUCCCAUUUCUGUAAGUGCUGGUCUAUGCUUCCCCACAAACACUUAGGGGAAGAGUGCUAGACCCAUAGGGGGGUCAUACAGUACCUAAGGGAUGGGAAGCAAUUGUGUUUGAUCCAAGAAAGGGGAGGCCAAGUCUAAUUACUGUACUUGGAUCAAGAACCCCUCCAGCAUCAAGGAACCUCCCUCAAGGAUCAGGUAUAUAAUAAUACAGCACAAGUUUUGAGGACAUAAGAAACUAUAUUUCAUGUAAAUUUAUUUUCCUGGUGAUUAGCAAUACUACAUCAUACAUAGUUAUUAUAUCAUAGUUACUUUCUACGACUCUAUGAAGGUAUGAGGUAUAGUGAUAAACAUGUAUGGAUGACACCACAUGUGUAUAAACUUCAGACAUUUUUUAUUGGAUAUUUUUCAGUGGCAGGACCUUGGGCACUUCAAAUAAUACAAGAGAGUGAGAGAACAAUACAUAUAGUAGAGUAUGCAUGUCAUGGGUAAUGGUGUGAGGUUAUUGGAUUGCUGCAUCACCUGGAGCUGUGUCAGAAUUGUGACAUAUUUACCAGUCUCUUGUUCUGUGGUGUUGGUAGCAGCAGUUAAGUAUGCUUCAUUGUAGUGGUGUUUACCAUUGUUGCAUUCUCUGUAUAUCAUUUCUGUAUUGUUGCAUUGCACGAGUCCUCCCUCUCUACACCUGUGCAUGAUGCGAGUGUUGCUGGCGUCAUCCUGGUGACACAUGUAUUCUUGGAUCCAUGUGGAAAGAUUCCUAGUUCUCUUGAACGGAUCUUGCUCUAUCCCCUACAUGUUGCAGCACACCUGUGCUUCACCAUCAAGUCUUGGGGAUCAUUCUUCCUGGCAGGGUCUCUCAUGGAAGACAUGAUCAUGGCAGCUUCUAGUAAGGUUUUCCAUGAUGUUGUUGGCCAUUUCUCCACAUAGAAUCUACAAACUGGGUUUGUCGGUAAUAGUGCUGAGUCUUAGCUGUUUGCAAGCCUGUAUGGUAUAGGGAUGAUAGUGUAUGUAUGUGAAGGCAUGCAUAAUAUACUAGAACUAUUAUUAUUCAAAAAAUUCAGUCCUGGAGGUAUGGGUAGCAUCAUGAAAAACCCAAAGAUCAUACCUCUUUUGGUGUGAGUUCAGGUGAGAGUAGAAAUGAGUGAAGGUAUACUUAUUUCUAAGUUUUCUGUAAACUAUGAAAGUGUUACUUAUUAGGUGGCCUGCAUUGAAGGACAUCAAGAAAUGGUAGUUUGCCAGUUUUCUUGUUCACGAGUGAAUUUGCGAGUUUCAAUGCUGUUAAUUUUAUGAAGACAGUCUUGUACAAUGUCUUGGGAUAUAUGACCACAAUGUUAUAGACAUAUCUGAACUAUGAGACUUCUAGGAAUGAUAUUGCAAAGGCUUUCAGUCUCCAACUUUUCCAGAGAGAAGUUGGUCAGGACUAUGUUAAGCAGACCUGCUUGAAAAAUUAACACAUAGCUUGAUGAAGGCUAUGAAGUUAUGUCAUUCAUUAGUCUACAUUUGAGUACAUCAAUGAUGGGAUUUGUGAGAGUGAUUGUGAAGGGCAAGAUAACAUUAAUUGGUUAUGUGUUUAUUCUUUAUGAUUUUAGUGCAAGCAAAGUGGUCUCCAGAGUAUUCAAGAUGACCAUGACUUGCAGUAUUUAUCAUGUUGGAUAAACUUUUGACUGAGUGUCCUGCUAGUCUGUGUGGGGCACUUCCAAUACAUCAUGUGAUAGGACAGAUUGGAAUCUAAACUUAUAAACCAAUCACAGGGCAACAUCUGGAUAAAUACACCAAGAUCUUACAAAAAACAUAUGCUUCGUAGUUUUGAGGAAGGCAAGGCCUUAUGCGGGAACAACUUAGACCAGCCCGAUUGUAUGGACUAUGAAAAACAUUCAGACUAUUGAUUUUUAUUCAUCCUCUCCCAUUAGGUGUCAGAAAUGCCUCCCAUUAGGUGUCAGAAAUGCCCCCCACACAGACUAGCAGGAUGCCUAGCCGGAUAGCAUUGAAUAAUAUAUGUUUAUUCUUAAAUGCUCUCACUAAUGCUAUCACUGACAAACUUAGGCUUACAGUUGACACCAGUUUGCCUCCUCACCAUGACUGAGUGAAUUUCAACUACUUUAGAUAUGAAAAUCAAAUUUUCAAGCAGUUCUUUGACUUAAUUGUGGGAAACCACAGAGUGCCAUUCUGGGCAACAUUUUUGAGGGAACCUGGAGGCUAAAGGCUUUUGCAGUAUCAGUCCUGUCACACAGCUUAGAUAUGUCAACAUCCUGAUCAUAUAUCCUAAAAGACUUAAUAUACGAGACCUUCACAAGAUCAAUAACUUCAAAACUAUCAAACUCAUUCUUGAACUAGGUUAGCUAAAAAGCACUGCCAUUUGUUGAUGUCUUUCUAUGUUCUGUCUUCCAGGGUCUACAGGAAGCCCACACAUGAUUUUACUCAUUGCUACUCAUGCUGAAAGAAGAGUGACCAAUAGGUUUUCCAUAGGAGCUAUCUGUAUCUCCAGUCCUAAAUUCUUAGGAGAAUUUCAGUACAUUAUCCAUGCCUUCACACACACUUUCCUCCCUACUUUAUACAAGACUGGAAAUGCAGCAGUAAAACUAUGCUUGACAACACCUCUGAGAAUUAUUAUUAUAUUCAUAACUAAGCACUAAACUCACAAAGGUCAUACAGCACUGCCCCUCUAUGAGAAACCCAGAUUUUUAUUCUAUCUGGAGGAGAAGUGGCCAACAGCAAUGCACACAGGCCUUUUCUAGAAGCAACAUCUAGCAUAGCUGCCAUAGCCAUGUCUUGCAUCAUAGACCUCACCAGGAAGAAAGAUAAGUAAGUUACACCCAACAGUGAAGCAGGAAUGAACACCACACCAAGCAGAGGUUACAACAAGAUCUAUAGGAGAGAACAGGAGAGGAUUCUGUCCCCAUGGAUCCAAGAACACAAAUAUGCAUGUAGUCAGGAUAACACCAGUAAUGCUUGUCAUACACACAACUAAAAAGGGACACAUUAUGCCCUGAAACAAAUUAGGAAUGAUCUACAGAGGCUCUGACAAGGGUAGGUGUCAUUGUAUUGAAACAUCCUCAGUCUACUUCCAACACCAUAGACCAAAGGGCUGGUAAAUACAUUAUCUCAGCUAUUCUUGUACUUAUGUUAUUGUUCCAGUAUUUUCCAGCUGCCAGGUGACACAGCAAUUAGAUAACCUAACACCUUCACCUGACCAUCACCCAGGACUUGCAUGCUCCACUACAUAUACACUCUUAUAUCAUUCUCUUGUAUCAUUUGGAGUGACCGGGGUCCCAGGAACUAAUCAUAUCCAAUAAAUAAGUCCUGAGUGUGACCACUUGUGUCCUUCCAUCUAUACACAUCUAUGCUAAUGCCUAUAAUACUGUGUAAUGCAUAAAAAUAAUUUUUGUCUUACUCCAGCAAUUCAUGAAUAUGUAUGACUGUCCACCCUAUUUUUUAAAUAAUUGAAAUAAAGCAAUACUGACUAGAAAA